Messenger RNA from Didymodactylos carnosus, 573 nucleotides. Lineage: Eukaryota; Metazoa; Rotifera; Eurotatoria; Philodinida; Philodinidae. The record is from the annotation of a GenBank genome assembly.
AUGAUCCUAAGUCGUCUUAUCAAAUUUACGCACGGUGAACAAUUUUCAAUCAUCAAAGUUAGCCUAUUGAGUACCAUCUUUGUCAUUGCCGAUAUUGUCUCGUUACUACUACAAGCAGCAGGUGGUGCAAUGCAAGCAUCAACCGGACUUGAAACAAUUGCAAAACCAGUUGUUAUCAUUGGGCUCGUUUUUCAAAUUGUCUUUUUCACAUUCUUUCUUACAGCAGCAAUCGCUUUUCAUCUACGCAUGGGUGGUCGAUCAGUCGAACAACAAGUUAAUUUUAGUAGUGGUGGUGGUGAAUGGAAACAAUUACUAUGGAUUGUCUAUAUAUCUGGAAUUUUCAUUUUAAUUCGAUCGAUUUAUCGUGUCACUGAAUAUUCAAUGGGUUUUAAUGGAUACCUAAUGAGUACAGAAGUUUUUUUCUAUGUUUUUGAUUCAUUGCUGAUGUUUAUUGUUAUGCUCGUAUACAAUGUUUGGCACCCAUCGAGAAUCCUCAAUCCCAACACAUUGGUAGUAGCUGCAAGCUCAAAUGGUUUUAAGCUCAAGGUAAAUCCUUCGGUUCAAAAUACCUGA